CCAUUUUCACCCCACCGGCCUUUGCAUUCUCGACGUCUUCUCGUUACAUCUCGUCCAACCAAUCUCGAACACUGUCAGCACAACGAUGGCCUGAUUUCAUGAGAGGUCUUUGCUGCAAACCUCCUCGUCCGACGCAAAGAUUGGAACCUAGCCAAACAUCGCCCCUUCUAACAAGUAUGGCCUUGUGCACGCCGUUGUUCGCUCUUGUUGACGCUACUUCGCAUCAUCACUACCAGUGGCAUUUCUUGCAAUUGUACCUAUGCUCCAAACUCGCCUGUGUACGGAAGCAAGUUUUGAAGUACCCAAGUCAUUUGAGCCCAGCCGAACUCCUCUUGAGCAGAAUGAAGGAGCUCAGAAGUGAGAUUCUUUCAAAAGGUCAACUCAAACAUUUCUUCCCCGGACUACGAUCGACGUAGGAAACGUUGAGUCCAUGUCUGACCUUAUCAACAACCGAGAACCAAAGCCAGUGCCUUGCCAAUGUCUCC
Molecule: messenger RNA, 485 nt
Organism: Colletotrichum godetiae
Lineage: Eukaryota; Fungi; Ascomycota; Sordariomycetes; Glomerellales; Glomerellaceae
Exons: 2
Coding region: 99-416 (105 amino acids)
Source: RefSeq, a predicted model, not a curated record